Molecule: messenger RNA, 1038 nt
Organism: Symbiodinium sp. CCMP2456
Lineage: Eukaryota; Dinophyceae; Suessiales; Symbiodiniaceae
Source: the annotation of a GenBank genome assembly
AUGCCUGGAUCUGUCCAGGAGAUUCCCCGCAGCCCCAAUGAGACUCGUUUGCGUGUGGGUUCUGCCUGCUCCGGCUGGUGUUCCGAGCUCUUUGCCCUCAGGAGACUUGGGAUACCUGCCGAAGCCAGUUUUGCUGCCGAGUGCGAUGCAGCCGCCCGCCUGAUGUGCCAGGAGUUGUGGGGACACAGGUUCUUUCCAACCGACGCUUUGGACGACGCAUUGCUAGAGAGCACUCCUGAUGUGGAUUUCUUCUGCGCAGGCCCGCCUUGCCAGGCCUUCUCGGUGGCGGGGAUGGCCUUGGGCGCAGCAGAUGCCAGGGCUGGGCUUAUGCUCCAGGUGUUGCUCUACAUUGCCCGCCGCCGGCCUGGCUGCUUCAUCAUUGAAAACGUGGUUGGCUUGCCGCUGCGCCAUGGGGACUUCUACGAUUGGAUGGUGCAGUAUCUGACAGACUUAAAAGACAAGCAUGGCCGGCCCGCGUACAAAGUCGAGUGGACAAUCUUGAAUGCAAGGCUACACUCGGGCAUCCCGCAGCACCGCGAGCGUGUCUUUCUGGUGGGUUUGCGUCGGGACCGGCAGCGCAAGCCCCUCAAGUGGCCUGCCGAGGUGCCUAUGCGAAACCUCUCUCAGUAUCUGCUGCCACCGACGCUACCGCGUUCUGACAUCGAUCCGGAGUCCUUACCCAAUGCCACGGCUGCACGGAAUGUGACAGAGUUCGUGCGGACUCUGUGUUCACGUGGCGAGGAUCCGAUGCAGCCUGGCUACGUGCUGAAUGUGGGCGGGACCUACCCACACUGGAACAAGGGCUAUUGCCCGUGCAUUACCAGAAGUCGAGGUGCCUCUCGGGGAUUCUAUCUUCCUUGGCUAAGUCGUUCUUUGUCAGUGCAGGAAGUCACGAUGCUACAAGGCGUGCUUCCCGGGGAAUUACCAGAAGGCCUCCUAAGUGACACGCAGCUAGGGGGCCUAGCCGGCAACGCCAUCCCGAUUGAUUUAUUGGCGGCAGUCCUCCGUAGCGUCCUUACGGCUGCCGGUUUCCUGUAA